Molecule: messenger RNA, 3325 nt
Organism: Spodoptera frugiperda (fall armyworm)
Lineage: Eukaryota; Metazoa; Arthropoda; Insecta; Lepidoptera; Noctuidae
Gene: RunxA
Product: runt-related transcription factor 3
Exons: 5
Coding region: 692-2146 (484 amino acids)
Biological process (GO): regulation of DNA-templated transcription
Cellular component (GO): nucleus
Molecular function (GO): RNA polymerase II cis-regulatory region sequence-specific DNA binding; DNA-binding transcription factor activity, RNA polymerase II-specific; ATP binding
Source: RefSeq, a predicted model, not a curated record
GCCGCACCGACUCACCCGCGAAACUUUGUCCGAAGUCGACGGGCGCGGACGUACGCCGCGUAUUAAUAGCCACCGCGAGUGGUCACCGCAACCGAGCGCUGCGAGCCCCACGCGCCACGAGUCGCACCACGACCGCGCGCCACGUCGCACGCGUCCCGCGCCACGCACCCCAUACGCGUAAACACGACAACGAAGUAGCGUGCGCGAAAGCGAAACUCAAAACAAAACUCCAAAAAAAUUAAAAAACUUCGUCGUCAACGGUGAAAGUGAGAGGGACGUGCGUGCGGCGAUCGCGUAAAUACUCGGUGCGCAAAAAGUGCCGCCGUCAGUGAAACUAGUGAAAAGUUUUUUCGCCGCGUACGGGGGACCACCCCUCAGCGCCGGAAAAAAUCGGCCCCUCGCGUCCCUCGCCCGCCCGCCGCCGAACUUUUCAUUCACCGGGGAAAAAAGUGUGGCAAGGCCGCCGUGACGUCACCGCGUCAAGUGGCCACGCGCUCGUUCCCUAGCAACGUGUUGUCACGUCUCAUCAUCGUCCCUUCUUGACAAACUUAAGACAGUCUUCGAGUGCGGUCAACUUCUUGGCGUAGUGAGUGACUAUGUUGCCAGUGUGUGACGAUGGUGUUCGGUGGGUGUGAGCGUCGGUGACGGGUGUAGUAGUGUCAUGUAGCAGUGGCUGGAGGCCGUAGACUCUAUGUGUAGCACGCAGCGCGCGCGGGUGUCGAGGAUGCACCUAACGGGCGCCAGCAGCGGCGCGGUGUCGCCUGACACCAGCUCCACGCUGCUGCACGAGACCUACACCAAGAUGACAUCCGAUAUCCUCGCGGAACGAACACUUGGCGACUUCUUAUCGGAGCAUCCAGGGGAGCUGGUGCGGACGGGCAGCCCGCACUUCGUGUGUACUGUGUUACCUCCUCAUUGGCGAUCAAAUAAAACUCUACCCGUGGCGUUCAAAGUGGUCGCUCUAGGUGACGUGGGGGACGGCACGCUGGUGACGGUCAGAGCUGGUAACGACGAGAACUGCUGCGCUGAAUUGAGGAACAGUUCGGCAGUGAUGAAGAACCAGGUCGCCAAGUUCAACGAUUUGAGAUUCGUCGGCCGCAGCGGUCGCGGUAAAUCGUUCACACUAACGAUAACUGUAUCGACGACGCCGCCUCAAGUGACGACUUACAACAAAGCGAUCAAAGUGACGGUGGACGGGCCAAGGGAACCUCGAUCUAAAACCAUGCUCUCUCUCCUAGGACAGCAGCAGCAGUUCCACUUCGCAUUCGGACAGAGGCCGUUCCCGUUCCCUCCCGACCCUCUGGGAGGGUUCCGAAUGCCACCCAUCACUACAUGUCAGAAUAUGAGUCAAUUUGGUCUAAGUUCGAGUAACUCGCACUGGGGGUAUGGCGGCGCAGGCGCAUACCCAGCGUAUCUACCGUCCUGUGCAGCGCCAGCAGCGUCACAGUUCAACCCUCCAGCGCUGGGCUUCGCUGGUACUGUUCCUGAUCAGACGCCCACGCAAGAUUUUACUGCUAAUAAUACAGUUCUACCAGACACGACGGGCGUUGACCUAGACCAGCAACUAUCGGGGCUCGUCGGCUCCUCUCCGUCGCACCACGGCAGCCUCCUACCUCGCUACAACAACAACACCGACUACAGCCUCUCGACGGGGCCGCGAUCACUCAGCGACAACAGUUCACAGCCCGAGUCACCCGUGCAGGACGAUCUACUCACUUCAAACACAUCGACAAACAUCGGCCACAAUCACACAAACAGCUCAAACUUCCCCUCGUUAAUGGGAUCACAGAACACGUCCUACGGCGGCAGCAACUGUAACAACUCACUGUACCCCGUCCUCCCAGCCAGCUUGCUGUACAGCCAGCUGUACACCGCCGCCAACCAGACGCACAACUUCCACCCGCUGCACUCCAACUCGAUACACUCCACGCAAAAUCACCACAACGAGCUACAAACGAUGAUGGACCAGAUAUCGUCCACCACGAACAAUCACAGACAACACGGCAAUCAUGGACAAGACCUGCUACUGGGCGGAGGGAACUCCUGUGCGGCGGCGGCGGCUAGGGGUGAGGACGGACGGGUGAAUAAUCUCGGACAAAGAGGUAAUCCGCAGCCAGACAGUAACACGGUGUGGCGACCCUACUAAACAAAGUGAUGUUCCUUUUAUUGCACCCAUAUGAACAAUAUGUGUUUGUAGAUAUAUCGUCUGUGUCGAUACUCGGGUAAACCAGUAGUGUGUGUCCGUUUUGUAUUUUUCAUGUGACGAAAAAAGUGGUUUUACACUGAUUCGACGUCUCGAUUCUAGAUGAGAAUUGUUAUAGAUCGAAACAGAGAGGAUGCAACGAAAUAGAUUCUCGAUUGCGUUUUAAACUAAAUUAAUUUGUAAAAUACGAGAUACAGGUGAUUGGAUUAGUUGAAAUUUGUAUGUAACCUAGUUCCAAAGCUCGCUCCCGUCCUAAAUUUAUACGAUUCUGUUGAUUAAAAAAAUUAAAUAAGCAUUUUAGAACAUUUUGGUCGUAGUCUGGAUAUUAAGCAAGGAAAUGUUUGGUUACAAUGUAAAAUGUUGUUGUAAGUGUCGGUGAUAGAGAAUAUAUCAUACAUUUAGUUCCAUCUCAUUAGUUUUGAUACAUACACCAAAUAUUGGUUUCAAAUAUUGGCUAGCCAACACCUACAUUGAAGAAUUAAAGCGCUCAACAAUGCGCUCAGCUAUUGGCAGUUGUUGGCCGUCCAAUAUUUGAUCGUAAGCAAGAUGUAAAAAAGGUUUUAACUUUGUCUUUUAACGGCAAACUUGUAAAUAAGAACUGUGAAUACUAAUUUGUUGUAAAUGCAUCUUGUAAAGUGCAAUAGAUGUGCAAUUAUCAAGUUGAGUAGAUGUAUACUUAGUUCUAAGUGAUUAUCUGUUGAGUAUGUGAACUCUGUCCAAUUUGUAGAUAACAUUAGAUCAGUUCUUCCUCAGUUUUGUUAUUAAAAUUAUUGUAUAGUUUGCAUUUUGUAUAGUUGUAUUUGAGAAUUGAUGUGACCAUGAUAUUUGGCGGCUUAGAAACAUAUUCUCAAUUUAAAAUUGUAAUGUUUUCAACAACUAUGUUCACGUGUUUGUUUUAUUCGUUAAUUAUAUUUAAAAAAUAACUACAGACGUUUUCUGUUUUAAUUAUUACAUUUUUGUAUUUUUAAUAAUUUGUGCAAUACUAAAAUAUUGAAUGUACUGUAACAAUGUGGUUUAACUUUGCAUAGCAAUUCAUUUGUCGUUUCCGCUUCCAGUUAUUAUUAUUUCUGUUGACUACAAGUAGCAGAAUUCAUUUUACAAUAAAUAAAAUCUACAAAUCCA